Messenger RNA from Ornithodoros turicata, 800 nucleotides. RefSeq lists its product as uncharacterized. The transcript is spliced from 3 exons. Gene Ontology annotation, cellular component: actin filament bundle. The record is from RefSeq and is a predicted model, not a curated record. Gene Ontology annotation, biological process: actin filament bundle organization; regulation of chondrocyte development. Gene Ontology annotation, molecular function: filamin binding. Lineage: Eukaryota; Metazoa; Arthropoda; Arachnida; Ixodida; Argasidae. The coding region runs from base 176 to 637 and encodes 153 amino acids.
GAGAGCGAAACGCGAAACUUUGAUAACAACAGGAAGAGUAGACACAACAGAGAUUGCAGCGAAAUUUUUGUCAUUCGUUUCAAACCACAGUUCAUUUUAUCAGACUAGGUCCAGUUUGCAAGGCACCGUUGCUCUGUUGCUAAUUAAGGACUCAGCGAAUAACAAAAGCGAAGCAAUGUCUGGUGGAUUUAUCCAGUUACCUUACAGGUUCUCUGAAGACAUCCGAACACUUGACAGCGGCCCCCUGUUCGAACGGAAGUUCGAAACGAACGUUCGGUACGAAAGCGACCCUCAGCAAUACCGCACGACGUUAGAGAUGAAGAAACGUUACAUUCCAUCACACUUCUGCAGUACCAUGGUUAUUGACCUCGAAACAAUGGAGCAAGAGUCUUACAAAGAAACUCUGGAAGUUGUAUCGCGCAUCGUCCCGGUGGGCCAUGGCGAAACGGUUUUUAGUUUCGAAAAAGAGCCGUGCACCGUUUACACCAGUAGCGUCACUUAUGACACGCGGUCAGUUGACUAUUGGUACACGUCUGGAGUCGACCUGAUUCCCAUAGAGCGGCCGGCGACGUGUCAAGACAACAAUGCUGGGAGUAGUGGCCAAGAGGAGGACUCUCUCAUUCGUCAUGAGUUGUGAUCAUUCAUUCCAGGUCCAAAACCUCCAAAUACGUCUUGUAAUAUUCUCGUUCUGUGGCUGGCGCAGCAGCAUAUAUGCGGACAAAUUAUUUUUGUACAUCUAUAAGAGUUAUAGUAUAUGACAUUCCAACGGUUGCAAAUAAUAAAGGUUCAGCAUGCUUUCA